AGAUAUCAAGGCGCGCUGCUUUCGGCGCUUUCGAAGUAGUUCUUUGAUGAAGAUGAACAAAGACUAACAAUGUAGACUCGAAUCUCAUCACAAGUCUACAUGUACACCUUAACCUUCGCCAAAAUACCAAUUUUGAUUCGAAAGACUGCAGAACAUGUCUUCGAACAGUAACAAGCGCAGAAGGGCGAACGAUCCGGAAUCUUACCGCAGCAAAAACGACAAGAAGCCAAGGACUCCAUCACCGACCGAAUGGACAGACAUCGGGAAAACGCCCUCCCCAACCGGCUCAGAGGCACUUGCCAUGAUAAAUGCACUCACGCUUUCUUCUCCCGAUCGACCUUCCCUGCGCAAAAUUUCCCCUGUUCCUUAUCUUCUUACUACGGAUCCUUUGAUUCAGGUGCUUGGCCUUGAGCGGCUGAACAAAGAUGGGUACAUCAAUCUAGACUCUGUCUCAAAACCUGACCCAGGGUUUGGCUAUGGAAAACACACGACUCCCGCAGUGGCUUAUCGCACGUAUAAAAAGACUAAUACCAUAGAUGCAGAUGGUGAACAGGACGUCGCUGUAGAAGAGGACUCAUACAUACAUCCAAUUUUCUUCCGCGACCGCUGGGAAACCCAGGAACUUGCUUCAUCAUCAAGUCCCUAUUGGGAGGAAUUGAAACCAGUUUGGCAACUUGCCACCCUUCUGCUGGAAGAGAAAGUCAUGUCGGGCUACAUAAUGGGUAUGCUGGACCGUAGUUCGCAUACUGAGAUCAAGACGCGCUUCGACGGGCAUGCAGUCCACUGGUUCCAAUGUAAGGAGAGGCCGUCCAAACAAGAAUUGUGGUUGUUAUGGGAGGAUCUCUGGGAUUUGAAAAAUUGUAUCAAAUGGUCGGCUCUGGAGAUUACAGAAGAGCGCCACCGCGGGGUCUCCGGCACCACGAAAGUAGACCGAUCGGUCUCUGGAUUGAGUAAACACGGAGUUGGCUCCAAGAUCGUCAUCAACGAGAACGUUCUCUCCAUCCUCUGCGGUAGGAUCAACGCCUCAGACUUCUCAAAGCCUUGGUCUCCAGGCACAGACAACCCUUCUGCUCGUCUCCGUCUUCAGUGGUCCCUGGCGACAACAAUGGUACACGAAUUGAUGCACGCCCUCUGGUUAGCCCGCCACGGCACAACAUCAAUUGAACCCUUCUUUCGUGACACUCGCUUCAGCGAAUUAGGUUGGCAAUGGGAAACUCUAAUCUAUGGAGGAGCGAUUGCUCCAACCAGCGAUCGCUGCGAGCAACCAUAUGGAUUACAAAUCCAGAACUGGCCUGGUGGUAUCACACACGUGAGGUAUCCUACAUUGCAGAACGUUGGACCCGAGCCCCCAAAGAUAAUAGAACUAUUCCCGGUGGAGAUGAGUUGGGUGGCCGAUUUUUUCAAACAAUCAUUCUGGGAUUUUGUGGAGAGGUAUGGGAGACCAGGUAUCGUUUGUCCGGUACCAGCGGAGGGUGUGCCUUUCACAUAUUAAGACAUGGUAUCAAGCGUAAUAAUUACACUGCAGGUGUCUCUACACAUUAUGCUAGUAUCGAUGUACCUAGCAAAUUUCCCUUCUCACAACGCACAGUAAGAAUACCUUUCGAGCACUGCCUCUCAACAAGUCAACAAUCCCAAUUCAACAACAACGUUGAUCAACCCACCCACACACAACCCAGCAAUACUCUCCAAUCCGUCCUUCGCAACCCACGUAUUAACCACA
Molecule: messenger RNA, 1720 nt
Organism: Aureobasidium pullulans EXF-150
Lineage: Eukaryota; Fungi; Ascomycota; Dothideomycetes; Dothideales; Saccotheciaceae
Exons: 2
Coding region: 155-1492 (445 amino acids)
Source: RefSeq, a predicted model, not a curated record